AGGGGGCUUCAGGGCCUCCCAGUCCACCGCCGGAUUGGCGAGUGAGACGCUUGUAGAUCCAAGGUUGGAUUGGGGUGGGGUCUCUGGGACGUUGGCUAGCGAGGCGAGGAUUGGGGGGAUUUAAGUGCUUAGAGAUCGAAGGCAGGCCUUGAGUAGGGGGAGUCAGACAAUUGGAAAGCCGAGGUGGUUAUUUGGGGAGGGGUCUCGGCGCCUGGGCGAAGCGCAAGGCUGCGCCCGCCUGGCUCGAGGCCUUGUCCAGGCAGGUGUCUGUGAAGGGUGGGCCCGACCCGGCCAGGCCAAGAGCAAGAAAAGUGAACAAACCAGGAGUGCUAAGUGGGCGGGGGGCCCCUGAGCGGGGGGUCACAAAGGGUGAGACAUGGCCACCAGGCGUUUAACCGACGCUUUCUUGUUGUUGCGGAAUAAUUCCAUCCAAAACCGGCAGCUGUUAGCCGAGCAAGAGCUGGACGAGCCAGAUCAAGUCAAAUUCAUGUUCACAAGUAUGUCCAAGAAAAUUAAGAACUGGUGCAUGAAAAGAUAGGAAAACAGUCCCAAAUGCUAGCAGUACCAAAGCAAGCUUAUGAUACAGCUUGCCGACGACCGUAUGGCUCUGGUGUCGGGCAUUAGCUUAGAUCCAGAAGCAGCAAUCGGCGUGACAAAGCGGUCGCCCCCUAAGUGGGUGGACGGAGUGGACGAAAUACAGUACGACGUUGGCCGGAUCAAACAGAAAAUGAAGGAAUUAGCCAGCCUUCACGACCAGCAUUUAAACAGGCCCACCCUGGACGACAGCAGUGAGCAGGAACACGCCAUUGAAAUCACCGCCCAGGAGAUCACUCAGCUCUUCCACAGGUGCCAGCGCGCCGUGCAGGCUCUGCCCGGCCGGGCCCGCAAGGCCCGCUCCGACCAGGAGGAGCGGCUCCUUCGCAACGUCGUGGCCUCCCUGGCCCAGGCCCUGCAGGAGCUGUCGGCCAGCUUCCGGCGCGCGCAGUCGGGCUACCUCAGACGCAUGAAGAAUCGAGAGGAAAGAUCCCAGCAUUUUUUUGAUACAGCAGUACCACUAAUGGAUGACGGAGACGAUAAUACUCUCUAUGAUCGGGGUUUUACAGAUGACCAGUUAGUGCUGGUGGAACAGAACACGCUGAUGGUGGAGGAGAGGGAGCGGGAGAUACGCCAGAUCGUGCAAUCCAUCUCUGACCUGAAUGAAAUCUUUAGGGACUUAGGAGCGAUGAUCGUGGAGCAGGGUACGGUCCUUGAUAGAAUUGACUAUAAUGUCGAGCAGUCCUGCAUCAAAACCAAAGACGGCCUGAAGCAGCUUCACAAGGCAGAGCAGUAUCAGAAGAAGAAUCGGAAGAUGCUUGUGAUUUUAAUAUUAUUUGUCGUCAUCAUUGUCCUCAUUGUUGUCCUGAUCAGCGUGAAGUCUCGCUAGGCGGCCGUGCGGCCACGUGGGCCGCCCGUGUGCGCUCCCGGGCGCGAGGGGCUCGGCCGCCCUGCGGGCACAGCGGAGGCGCGGGCUGCGGACCCCGUGGGGGCGGCGAGCGCCUGCCUGGACCCCUCGUCACGGUCGUGCUCCAGCAGGGGGAUGAGCUGCUGUUUCUCCUUCAUUGUCAAGAAUUUAAGGACCUUUGAUGCUGCUGCAGAAUAGAGAUUGAGUUCUGUCAUCAGUUAUAAUAUAUAUUUUUUUUAGAAAGAGAAAAUGAGUUGAAUGUUUACAGGCACUCCGCAAGCUGUUCGAUAUUGUAUGUGCAUAUGCUAUUUUUUUAGCAGUCAUGUCUGAGCAGCAUGUAAAAAUAAUUUUUGGAAACGUUUUUUAAAAACCAUCUGGUUUUUAAGAAAUUUGGUACCAAAAAUUUAUGAGUAGAGGCAAAAAUGCCUCUUCAUCUUUCUCUGUAUAUUUUCCAGUUGAAAACAAACUGAGAAGUCCUUUAAGAAUUUAUAAUCCGUUCCCCAUUAACUUAAUUUAGCUUUUCCAUCACUGUUAAUGAUCAGAGUAACAAAGUGUGAAAAAUAAGAGACCAUCAUUGAUGUUAAUUAACACAUUUAGAUGGGCCAGUUAAAACAGCUUCAUAAGUUUAAAUUAAUCGUAAAUGGACUAUUCCUCAUUUAGAGUUUGUGCACUGCAUUUCCUACUGUACACCAAAAGGGGUUACCAAACAAAACCACCUAAAUUUAAAAGUUGGUGAUUUGAACCAACCGCACCUGAAAACAUGAAAAAGGGAAGCUUGGCCGUGUCAUGAAAGUCACCAGAAUCAGCCAGUGUGCCCCUGUCCUCGUCCCCAGCCAUCCUUGCUCAAUCCAUUACUUAUGCACUAACUACAUAAUGACCUGUUCAAACUAGCCACCAUUUAAUGAACUGUGAAUUUACACAGAGGCCAUUCUAAAUGGGUCACCCCAUUCAGGAUUAGUGGAUCUCAAAUUAUUAACCAAACAUCACUCCAUUUCAAAGUAGAAUAUUCCACCAGGGGCAUGAUUUAUCGGCUCUUGCGUUGCUGCUUAACAUGCCCAGAAAGUAAGCACGUUCCGACAGAUUGUGAAAAUCUUGACUAGGAGUCCCUCGUUUGUGCGAGCGAGCACGAAUCAGAUCGCCAGAGUGGGACUGUGCCGUUUUCUUACCUAUUAUCACUAUGGUGCUCGAAUAUAUUCCUGGAACUGUAGAAUAAUGUGGAAAGCGAUGAUAGCUUUGAAAGCUCAACUUGUUCGUGUUUUUACUUGGUCUUGAGACGCCAGUAUAGUUCUAAUGGUCUUUGUAUAAUUUUCGAUGGCUUUUCCAUUGUUUUUUACCUCUCCUGAGAAGUUUGUGAAGAGCGUGACCUCAUUAAAUGUGCUGUGUUUUAUUUGGAUCAGUCACAUAAAAUGUGUCUUUAGAAUUGACUUUGAAGUCGUUUCCAGAAACUUAAACGCAAGUCCAGACGUUCAGGUUGUCCAAACAGAUCAUGGUCUUAGCACCCACACCCAUGCCCCAGCCUUCCCCUUCCCAAGUUCCCGGCCACCACUGGUUUUCUCACGACCGAUGUGGCUGUAGAACGAUCCGAAGGUGCCCCUGGCAUUUCAGGAAAUCGCCUGGUAUUCCCUGACCAACCAUUAUGUAUUAGGCAAAAAGGUCAGGAAGUAAGAAUCCACCUCCUUGAUCACCCCUGACAUGUGGGGCUUCUGCAGAUCUUGAGAAGAGCCGUAGGCAUUUUCUAGUCACAGCGGGUUUUAAUCCGGUGGCCGAGUCGAGAUGUUCCUCUGGACCGACUGCUCCCAGGAGCGGGGGCCGUUCAAGGUCACGGGGCUUCCCUCCCCAGCGGUGGACAGUGGCGACAGGAGGCUCGGUGGUCUUAACGUGCAAGGCAAGUGACCCUUUGAGAAAGGAUCGCCAGAAAAAAAAAAGAAAGAAAAAAAAGAAAGGAUCACCAUUUAUUUAUAUUUAUUUUCAGUUAACAGGGUGAUUGGAGCUGGUUUUUGCCCCCCUCACCCACCAGGGUAAAGUAACGGAUCUGACAGAAGUGAUCUUGAGGAUCUCGAGUGAACCGAGAAAAGCAGUGCAGUGCCACAGAAAGCACCCCCCCCCCCUCUGCUGCCAUCACCUUGUCCCCAGGCCACCUUGUCCCCAGGCGGGGAAGCGGCCCCAGGGCGUGUGCUCCUCACAACACUGUAUUUUUCUUUUGAGCCUUUACUUAGGGAAAGAUCAGCAGCCUUGGGGGAAGUAAGAGUAGAUUGGUCCUGGGGCCCUGGGACCUCAGGGUAACGGGUGAUCCUCUGCCUCUGAAGGAGACGGGCUCCUUUCGCUCCAGACGGCCAUUGUCCCAGGGAGGGCCGGGCCAUUCAGCUCUGUUGGGCUCUGGUGGUAACGAUCGCCAGCCCGGUCUCUCCCCGCGCCUGGGACACGACCGGAGAAAGGGGGUGGGGGGGAGGGGGAGGCUCCCUCUGGGCAGCCCUGGGCUCGGCCCCUGGACACCUGCCCCCUUGAACGUGUCCGGGGGUGGCUCCGUUGACGGGGCCGGAGGGGAGAUAAGGAAACGUUUACCGUCAGGUCUCCAAAGCUCCUGAUCUUUCCUGCGAUUGUAACAAGUCUACUGUCUCUUGUUGUAUUAAUUUGGGGGUGGGGGGUGCUGGCUUCGCCAUGGGCGUGAAGCGGUGUGUGUCUCUAAUUUAACGGAUUUACCGCUUUCUCUGCUAAUUGAGAGAGCAUUAUUUAUUUGUUUUGACACAAGUGCUUUCAGUGUUUUAUCCUAGCUAAUGGCUUCUUAAAGGUAAUAAAACCCUUCCAACCUAA
Molecule: messenger RNA, 4252 nt
Organism: Leopardus geoffroyi (Geoffroy's cat)
Lineage: Eukaryota; Metazoa; Chordata; Mammalia; Carnivora; Felidae
Gene: STX16
Product: syntaxin 16
Exons: 10
Coding region: 578-1423 (281 amino acids)
Biological process (GO): vesicle-mediated transport; intracellular protein transport; vesicle fusion
Cellular component (GO): endomembrane system; SNARE complex; membrane
Molecular function (GO): SNAP receptor activity; SNARE binding
Source: RefSeq, a predicted model, not a curated record